This is a messenger RNA of Paramecium sonneborni, 5352 nucleotides long. NCBI's taxonomy places the organism in Eukaryota, Ciliophora, Oligohymenophorea, Peniculida, Parameciidae. The record is from the annotation of a GenBank genome assembly.
AUGAUGAUUAGGAUUGGUGUUAUUUUAUUGACAAUAAUCUAAGUUUUGAGUAAAAAACAGAAGGAUUUUUUAUUCGAUUUGAAAUAAGGUAAUAAGAUGUAAGUAGAAUUGGAUGAGAAAUAGGAUAAAGAUUUUAUAAUUUUAUAUAUUAGACCAGAUAUAGAAGAUGAGAAAAGUGAUUUGGGAUAGAUUUAAUUGAAAAGUAAAGAAGAUGAGUUCAAAUUAAAUAAAUUUUAUGAGACUGCAUUAUUUACAAUGAAAUCAGAUGAAAUAAAUUUAAAAUGUAUUAGUGUUCCUUGUAAAGGAAGGAUUUCAAUAAUAUAUAGUGAUGCAAUAGAAUUAAGCAUAGAGAGUUAAGAAUUAAUUUUAUCUUAAAAUGAGCCAGCAAAAGUAAUAUUAAUGCAUCUUCCAAAAGAAUAUAAUAGAAUGGUGGGAUAAUUCAAAUUGGAAAAUAAAGAAUCAAAUAAUUUUAAAUUAGAUGUAUUUUAAGAAAAGGAUUAGGAAAAGCCUUAGUUAUAUGAAGAUAAUGUAUAAUUAACAGUAGCUAUUAAUAAUAAUGAUUGUGAGAAAUGUAAAAUAUGGGUAGUUUUAAGUGGAGAUUUAUAAAAAAAAGAUAAAGCAAAAGUCAUUGGAUAAUUAUAUCUAUAUGAAGAUGAAUAAGCCAUUUAAAUCAAUUAAUUAAUAUAAGAUUAUCUUUUUGAAAAGACUGAAAAUGUUUAUAAAUUGGAAUUGCCAUAUAAAUUUGAAAUAUUAUAAAUUGGAAUAUUUGGAGAUAAAUUACCAUAAAUCAAAAUUCACAAGAAAGAAAAUGAAUAUUUUAAUUCUUAAUAAUCUAUGCUCUUAUAAUAAAUAGGAUAAGCAUUCCAUAUUAUAUUAAGAAGAGAAGAUAUCUAAGAAAAUAAAAUCACCAUUAAUUUAAGUUAAGGAGGUUCUUUAAAGUAUCUUAUGGUUGUGAAAUUGAUAGAUCAAGCAAUUUUAUAUAAUAAUUAAUUAAUUUUAACUUAAAUUCAAAAUUAAGGAAAACAUAAUUAUUUAUUUAAAAGUAUUGAAAGUGAAUAGGAAAUUGAAAUUAAAUUAGUAUAUUAACAGAAAGGAGCAAAUACUCUAAAACUUGCAGAAUGUUAAAAUGGAUGUUAAUUAACUAAUGAAGACAAUCAUAAUUUAAGAUUUCACAAACAUGAAUUAAAACCUUUAGUAUAUGUUACUCCACAUUGUUAAAAUAAAGAUUAAGAAGAUUUCUGUACAUAUUAAAUAGAGAUUACUAGUGAAAUUAAAAAUAUGUAUAUGUUAACGACAAAAAAUGAUUAAAAUUUACGUUUACUUAAAUAAGAUUAACCUUAUUCUAAUUUUAUAGAAUAGUCACAAGAAGAAAAUUUGAUUCUUAAAUAUGAAAAAUCUGAUGAUGAUUAAGAAUUAGUUUUUACUGUCAAUACUCAUAAUAUUGAGUAUAUGAUAAGCAGAGAUAGUAGUUGUUUUCCUGUAAGAAUUGAAUGUGCCAAAUAUUUUGGAGGAAUUGAUCAUUUAGUUGUUCUAAGGGGAGAUCAAUUAAAACAUACUUAAUAUUAUGUUACUUUAACAGCGAAAGAAUCCACAAUAUUUUAAUUCACGGCUUAAAUAAUCAAAAAGCAAGAUAUAAAUAUAAAAGUAUUAAAAGAAGAUGAAACUUAUAGAGGAGUAUUGUAAUUGAAUAAUAGGGAAUCAAUAAUCCAUUAUUUUAAAGUUAUAAUUAAUUUUAAGUAAGUGGAUUAGAAUGUUGAAAUUAUUGAUGAUGUCUAACCAUCAAUUGAGUUUGCUAUUCAUUCAUCUAGAAUGUAAGUUGCUUUAACUUUAAAUAAAGGGAAUGAAUUACCAUCAAUGCAAUAAUAUGAUCUUAUUACUUUCAAUAACUAUUUAUCUAUUUAGCCUGAAGAUUAAUUUUAUCAAAGUUCUGGUAAUUAUACUAUAGGAAUAGAAAAUAUGUUUGAUACAUAUUUAGAUAAAGAAAUAAUGUACACCAUUACUUAUUCAACUAGUAGAACAGUUAAAACACUACAUGUUGGUUAAUAAUUUGUAGAUCAAGUGAAAGGCCUUAAAUCUAAAUACUUUAGUUUUUAUUAUAGUUAAAAUACCAGUCUAUUUUAUAUUAAUCUUUAAAGCAAAAAUAAUGAUAAUUUAACUUUAACUGUCUAAAAUGAUAUUAAACCUGAUAAUCAUUCUUAAUUUGCUAAAAGUUAAGAUUCAAGUACACUUUAGUUAUCUAAAUCUGCUUUAACUUCAUUAUGUUAAGAUGGAAUUAGUGAAGAUGAAAUUGAAGAAGAUUCAAAUCACUUGACAAUUUGUUAAGCUUAUAUGAUAAUUGAAAAUCAUGGAAAUGAAGAUAUCUUAAUUUAUUUAAAUAUAUGGAAUCCAUAAACUGCUUUAGAACUUAAAGAUGGAUAAGAAUACACUUUCAAUCUAGAAUAUUUAAUCUCAGAAACAUUUUUAUAUUAUAAAGUAAUUUCCUCAUAAAAUGAUGUUUAAUUACAUAUAAAUUCUCAUUAUGGAUACACCAAAUAUUAAAUUCAAAUAUUUGAUUCUAAAAAUUAAUAGUCCAAUUCUCUCUAUGCUUAAGAAGAAUACAAAACUUAGCAUUCUAAAAGUAUUCAUUCUGGUGCAUUUGAGUUCUGUGCACCUAAUUGUGUUUUAAAAAUAUUGUUAGUAGCUUAAUAAUAAGAAUAAAAAAGAGAUGUUAAAAUUAAUUUUGAUGAUACUGUUUAUGUAACUAUUACAUAAUCAUAUAUGGAUCUAAAAAGUGGAUUACCCAUUUAGAUAUCAGUAAACAAAUAAUAGCCUAGGAGAUUCAUUUUCUCAGAAAUUAAUGAUAUAUCUCCUUAAUCAAGACUUAAAUUAAUCUUACAUGAAAUUUAUGGUUAAGGAUCUAUAUGUUUAUCUUUCAAUGAUGAUAAUUAUAUUGAUAUAGAUUGUAAAUAUCAAGGCUUCGGAAAUGUCUUAGAGUUAACAUAAGCCUAAAUCUAAGAAAAAUUAACUGAGCUCAAUCUUACUACAAAUCCUUAUAUUAUAAUUUAAAUCUUUUCUAUUGUUGAUAAUAGCAAAUUUUAAUUAUCAUUAGAAGUAUCAAAUGAUAGUAAGAAUCAUAAAUUAAUAAUGGGAGUCCCAUCAAGAAUUAAAUUAGAUAUUGAAGAAGAAGUAGAAUAUCAAUAUUUUAACAUAUAAAAAGAUGAUGAUUUAUACUUUAAAUUCAUUAAAAUUUAAGGAACCUCUUUGAUAGAAAUGUCUAGAUGUUUAAAUAAUAUAAACAAAGAUUGUGAAGAAGAGAUAAUUAUUAAAUAACAAUUAUUAGCAGGAUAAUCUUUCAAUUAGCAUAUUAUUCAUAAAAAUGAUAAUAAAUUAUAUUGUGAGCUUUGUACAUACAUAAUUAAAAUAAAAACAAUAGGAAUCAAUCUUGAUUUAUUAAUAGUUGUAACAUCUUAAUUAAAUUUUGUUUAAUUACCCUAAAAUAUUGCAUAUACAGAUUUUUUAGAAGAUCAGAAUGAUUACAAUAUAUAUCAUUUUUCAUACAAUACUGAUCAUCAAAUAGAGAUAUAAAUAAAUCAAUAUAAUGGUGAUACAUAAAUGUGGAUUGGUUAUAAUGCUGUAUUAAAUUCAUCUCUUUAUUAAUAUGGACCAUAUAAUAUAAUUAAAUAAUAGAAAUUAAUGAAUACUACAAACUCUAUUUCAUAUUAUUAAGCUAUUAUUCCUCCAAGAGAACAUUUAGAAGAAACUAAUUACACACCUUAUGCAAAUGAAUCUCAUACAUUAGCAGGUCAUUAUAAUGAUGAUGAUCUUUAUAUCAUUGUUUAAAAUAAUUAAUAAUAACCAUCAAAUUAUUCUAUACUCUUAACUCAAUCUACUACUGGAAAUGGUUAACUGUUAUUAGAUGGAAUCAUUACAUUUGCUUAUUUAAGUAAAUAAACUCCAGUUAUAACAUUAUAUCAUUAAUAUCGUUAUUAGAAGUAACCAUAAUUAGUUAUUAAAUUAAUAUCAUAUGGAAUUUAGAAAUUUUCAGUUUCAGAUUAUUUAAAAAUUGAAAUAUCUAAUGAAACAGAUCCAGUUAAUUACACUCUUAUUGAACCUUUUUCAAGUAGAAAUGAUUAAUAGAUUUAUAUUUUACCAAUUUUAGAAGGACUUUUGACUAUUAAGAUUCAUAGUUUGUUGGAAAUUAAAGGAAAUGAAAAUAACAAUAUUUAAUACAUAUUUAAUCGUGGAGGAGAUGUAGUUCCAACAAAAACGCUUUAAAUGAAAGAUAGUUAUAUCUAUGGAAAUAACUAUUUAAAUAGAAUUGAUUUAUAAAUUAGUAUAGUCGGAAAAGAAGUAUUAAUGAUUGAUGAAAAGUCAAGUUUAAGUGAUCAUAUACACGAUUCUUAACCAAAAUAUUAUGAAUCUUAUAUACCUCAGGAAGGUAAAUUAGCAGUUUAAGUAUAUAAUUGUUUAGGUGAGUUGAGUGUUUCAAUAACUUAAAAUUACGAUGAAUUUAUUGAAAGGGUUUUUAAUGUUAGUAAGAUAACUUUAGAAGGGCAAUUAAAUGAUAUUAUAAUACCAGUAAGAGCAGGACCUGUUUACUUUGAAUUCUAAUCAAAUUAGAGUGUUUAUAAGUUCACCACUUAAGUUUAUAAAGCACAAGAUUUUACUCCAUUUGGACAAUUGGUAAUGGGAGGUGAUGGAUAAAUUCAUUAUUCUUUUGAGACUUAUGAUACAGAUUUGAUAACUGUAAAAUUUAAGCCAUUAAAAUGCAUUGGUUGUGAUAUUCAUCAAGAAAUGAAUAGUUAAAUAAGAUAUUCAAUUAGUUGGGGUAGCGAUGUUUAAUAUGCUCAUAUAAUUGGACUUUGUUAAUAUAAUUAAUAUGCAAAUUAUCAUUAAAAUCAUAUAGAUAAUUAUUAAUAGAUUGAUAUAGGUAAUUAUGCUCUAAAUCAUACUGAUGAAAUAGUGUUUAAUAUUACAGUAGAUAAAUAAUCCAUUCAUCCUUAAUUAUUCAUUGCUGUUCGUGCUUAAGUUCUUGUUUUUAAUAAUCUAGCCAUUAGGGAUUAUGAAUUGUUUUAUCAUGUUGCUUAAAUAGCAAUUCCUAAUCUAUCCUUAUAUUGGUACAAACAUAGAUACAAUGAAUUUAUGAUGGCAGUUACAAUAUUCUUAUUUGUGUUUACAGCAUUGUAAUAAAUUAUAUUAUAUUUUAGAUUAUGUUAUUUGUGUAAAAUAUAUAAAAAAGUAAGAAUAUUAAAAAAGGAGAAUUUAAAUUUAUAAUUAGAGAAGUAAAUGGAUGAAGCAAAAGAGAAAGUAUAAAAUUAGAGUAAAUAUGAAACAUUAUAGGAUGAAAAUAAUGAUUAAUCAAAUGUAUGAAAG